Canariomyces notabilis is the source of this 306-nucleotide messenger RNA. RefSeq lists its product as uncharacterized. The record is from RefSeq and is a predicted model, not a curated record. Lineage: Eukaryota; Fungi; Ascomycota; Sordariomycetes; Sordariales; Chaetomiaceae. The transcript has a single exon. The coding region runs from base 7 to 165 and encodes 52 amino acids.
UUCGCCAUGUCAGGUAGCGGUGGUUUUUACAAGUACCGCUGCAAGUAUUUCUGGACGUACAACUGCGACAACUGGGUGUACGCCAACGGCCACGCAUGUCAAAUGUGUCUUGUAAGUCACGUCCAUCUCCCCACCUUGUUUCCCCUUUUACCCCCACAUAUCUAGUGUCAAAACACUGACCCUCUCUUCCAUAGGCCCUGGGCCGUGAAGCGGCCGAAUUAUUCCCUGUGGCCUCCUCCUCGGCGGCAGCGGCGGGGACAACAAACCCUUGGCAUCCUCAUCCCCAGCAACACCUGAUGAAUGAGA